Molecule: messenger RNA, 354 nt
Organism: Symbiodinium natans
Lineage: Eukaryota; Dinophyceae; Suessiales; Symbiodiniaceae
Source: the annotation of a GenBank genome assembly
AUGAUACGUCGUUGCUCCACAUCAGCGCUGUUCUUCGCCCUGCUGCUUGCGAGCCCAUCCCCGUCCAUGCUGCCUGGAAGAAUCCAAAUUGCAGAUGCCUUUGCGACAACAGCACUGGCAGUGACUGGGGGGUUUCUUGGCUGGCUGUCAUUCAAUGCGCAGGAAGUCUACAAUAGCAUCAAGCGCUGGUGGGGCGGUCCAGUGGAGUGGGGCAAGAUCUGGGAGGACUACAAGAAGGCUCGCCAUGCGAUCAUGCAGAAAGAACCGAAUGAUGAGAUGAGACACAUUCUUAUCUCGGACAUGCGGGAGGAUUUCCGAAUCAAGUACCCGCAAUGGGCAUACAAGUGGAACUGA